Molecule: messenger RNA, 623 nt
Organism: Pectinophora gossypiella (pink bollworm)
Lineage: Eukaryota; Metazoa; Arthropoda; Insecta; Lepidoptera; Gelechiidae
Product: thioredoxin, mitochondrial-like
Exons: 2
Coding region: 85-537 (150 amino acids)
Cellular component (GO): cytoplasm
Molecular function (GO): protein-disulfide reductase activity; oxidoreductase activity, acting on a sulfur group of donors, disulfide as acceptor
Source: RefSeq, a predicted model, not a curated record
UGACAUUUGAUUUUUCAAUUUUUGACAACGUGAAAAGUGGAAUUCAGAAUUUUCAGAAGAAAUUCGCGUAUUUCCACAUUAAACAUGUUCGCAAAAAACGUCACAAAUUUGUUCGUUCGGAAUGCAUACAUUAGCAAAAAUUCCACUGUUGUUAAAAAUUUCUCAAUAACGUCUGCGAAUCGUGAAAUUGUGAAAAUUCAAAAUAAUGAAGAUUUCAAAAAGAAAGUCAUUAACAGCAAGGUGCCCGUCGUAGUCGAUUUCUUUGCUACAUGGUGCAAUCCUUGCAAGUUGUUAACACCUCGUCUUGAAGCUGUGAUUUCUGAAAACAAAGGCAAGGUUGUCCUAGCCAAAGUUGAUAUUGAUGAGCAGACAGACCUGGCUCUGGAUUACGAUGUGAGCUCAGUACCAGUAUUGCUUGCUAUCAAGAAUGGCAAAGUGCAGCAACGUCUGGUUGGCCUACAGGAUACAGACAAGCUACGCAAGUUUAUUGAGCAGAUUACAACUACAGAAACUGAGGCAAAGGAGGCAAAAGCCUAAAUGAUUUGGUUAGACAAAAAAUGUGAUAAAUUAUUAUUUUAUGUUACAAAUUGAGUAGUUGAUCAAAUAAAUCAAAAAUGAAACAA